Tachyglossus aculeatus (Australian echidna) is the source of this 1147-nucleotide messenger RNA. It is a transcript of the gene SELENOS, whose product is annotated as selenoprotein S. Gene Ontology annotation, cellular component: endoplasmic reticulum membrane; Derlin-1-VIMP complex; Derlin-1 retrotranslocation complex. The transcript has 6 exons. Gene Ontology annotation, biological process: retrograde protein transport, ER to cytosol; endoplasmic reticulum unfolded protein response. The record is from RefSeq and is a predicted model, not a curated record. The coding region runs from base 27 to 605 and encodes 192 amino acids. NCBI's taxonomy places the organism in Eukaryota, Metazoa, Chordata, Mammalia, Monotremata, Tachyglossidae.
AGGAGGAGGAGGAGGAGGGAGGUGUCAUGGCGGCCGCGGAGAUGGCCGCGCAGCAGCUGGACGCCAAGCCGCCCCUCGAGGCUGAGGGCCUCCAUUUUCUGCAGCACACGGUGGGCUCCGUGCUUUCUGCCUAUGGCUGGUACAUUCUUUUUGGGUGUGUGGUCCUCUACCUGAUCUUUCAAAAGCUUUCCGGAAGUUUGCGAGUUAUGAGGCAAAGAUACUCAGACACAACGGGUGCUGCAAUAGAUCCCGAGGUUGUGGUUAAACGACAGGAAGCUUUAGCAGCAUCCCGCCUAAGAAUGCAAGAGGAAUUGAAUGCCCAAGCUGAAAAAUACAGAGAAAAGCAAAAGCAGCUUGAAGAAGCGAAGAGGAGACAAAAGAUAGAGAUAUGGGAAAGCAUGCAGGAAGGAAAAAGCUACAAAGGAAAUUCAAGACUUCGACCUAAGCAAGAAACCGACCCAGGUCCCUCUACUUCCUCAGUUAUUCCAAAGCCAAAACCUGCCAGAAAGCCUCUGCGUGGAGGUAGCUAUAACCCUUUAUCUGGUGAAGGCGGAGGAACGUGUUCCUGGCGGCCAGGACGAAGAGGCCCGUCAUCAGGUGGAUGAGGUUAAGAAUCUUGCUGGUGUCCAUCACGUCACUAGCAAGAUGAAUGCGACAGACUAUUCGACUGCCUAUAGCUUGCAUGUCACAGUGACUCCUUCAAAGGGGGACAUUUAGUUCAGUUAUUUAACUCCAGGUGUUCAUUCAUUUUAAGGCUUAAAGCAAUGAAAGGGGUUGGCAGUGCUGAUGAGAUUAAGUCUUUAAAUUGAUUUUGAUUCUGUAGGACCACUCAAAGUAAUUUCAAAACCAUACAGUGGGUGGCUAGCCAGCUAAAAUAUGGCUUCCUCCUUCGAUGGUAAUUAGCGGGCUUCAGCCUUGGAAAGGGGGCCCACUCGAUAUUGAAUUUUUAACACUGAAAGUCCACAAUAGUCAAUAAGUCUCUGUGACAGGCAGCAUUGAAUGAUGUCUUCCUUGUAAAUGGUGAAACCCACCAGUGAGGAGUACUGAUAUAGACAGGAGAUGGUUUUUUUUUUUUCUUGUAUAUUCAUUUUUUCUGUAAAAGCUUUGUAAAGCAAUCGUGUAAAUAUUAAAUGCCACUGCAAACAGU